Molecule: messenger RNA, 497 nt
Organism: Aplysia californica (California sea hare)
Lineage: Eukaryota; Metazoa; Mollusca; Gastropoda; Aplysiida; Aplysiidae
Product: gamma-tubulin complex component 5-like
Exons: 4
Source: RefSeq, a predicted model, not a curated record
UUGAGCAACCUCAGUCCCUGUUUAACCAUUUCCUUAUGCAAAUGGGGAAAAAACUCAACUCUGUGUCAACGUCUCUGUCCAAAGAGAAAAUUCUAGAAACUGAAACAGCUGAUGAGAAUUCUGCCAUUGUUGUGUCGUCUAAGACCCCGAAUCUAGUGAGUAAACAACUUCUGCAGAAGGGCGAGAAGGACACAUUGCUGCACCUGAACUUCUCCGCACUGUUCUCUCAGGAAGGCAGAGGGAACAAGGGUGGUCCACAUGUAGAAGACAAUGUGGCAGCUAGUGACUCAACCCCCAUCAAGAGCCAAGUUUUACGUAUGUGUGAGGAGAGCCUGGGCCCGUACGUGGCCUCCCGCUACAGCAGGGUUUGCUCGCGUCUGCUGCACAUCCUCAAGUCAGAGUACAACCUGGUCCAAUGUAUCCAUGCCAUGCAGAGAUAUUUCCUGAUGUCCUCAGGGGAGGUUAUGUAUGACUUCUACAGAUCUGUCUUCCUCAAG